AUAACAGCUGAUAUUUUUGUACGCGAGCUUUCUAUCAAACUCAGAAGACUGGUUUAUAUCUUAAAUAAUAUUUAAAAUUUAACAGUUUUAUAGAAUAUCAGAAAUUAAUAAUGACAUUUUGUGCACAACAUUUUGUUUUUGUAGAAACAUCUGAACAAUCCGAUAAAUUAUUAAUCAAAUGUGAAGACGAAACGCGUCAUCCUCAUUGCCCGCAUGGACCAACUUUGUUGUUUUAUAUGAAAGACAAAGGUCCGGAAGAAGGUUUUUACGCUUGCGCUGCUUACCGUGAUCGAAAACUUUGCAAUUAUCUUGUGCCAGUAAAAGAUUUAAAUUCGAAGCACUUAAAUCGUAUAUAUUACAACUUGGGACGGGAAUAUAGAGCCAUAAGAGAAAAGUUUUGGGAUGAAACCUAUGAAAAAGAAAAACACUAUUGUUUAACAUGUAAUGUUCCAUUAAAAGAGAGUGAUUUGCAGCCACAUACAGAACACAAUUUACUACGUUCUUUAAGCGAAAAUAGUUUAAAAGAUCCAACCUCAUUUUUACUACCUAUAGACAAUGCUAAGGGAAACGCUCAAUAUUACUUUGAUUUAAAAGCUUUAAAAUUCUUUGAAAACUGUUUAAGGAAACUGGAAAUAAGCAAAAUACUUUGCAUCGGAGCUCCUCGAUUACAUGGUUAUUUACGAAAUCAUUGCAAGGAUUGGUUGCACAGUUUUUUGCUCGAUUUGGAUCAUCGGUUCCACUACUUUUAUGAUGACGAAGAAUUUGCCUGGUAUAAUAUGUGCAACAAUUUUUUCUUCGACGAGUGCCAAAGACGAAAAUUUAUAAGAUUUUUCAAAAUUAAAAGCUCGCAACGCCUGCUUCUAUUCACAGAUCCACCUUUUGGGUGCCGAACAGAACCUAUAAUUAACACUUUGCGCGGGCUUAGUAAGCUCUUUAACGAAAUCAACCUUUUGCCUCACCAGCCGUUACCUACCUUCUGGAUUUUUCCAUACUUCUCAGAACAAUACAUACAAGCAGAAUGCUCGGCGUUUGAAAUGUGCGAUUAUAAAAUCAAUUACAUUAAUCAUUUAUCGUAUACGGAUAAUGGACAUAAAUUUCGUAAACUCGGUUCGCCCGUACGACUUUUCACAAAUGUGCCUUUGGAAAUGCUUAAGCUGCCAGUCAGAGAAGGAUAUAAAUAUUGUGCGAGAUGUGAACGUUAUACAGCUUUGGAAAAUCAUCACUGUAACAAAUGCAACAAAUGUCCUUCAAAAAAUGGUGCCACCUAUCGGCAUUGCUUAAAUUGCGGUAUAUGUGUUAAGCCCUAUUACGUCCAUUGCGUUAACUGCCAACGUUGUACCCAAAAAGAGGGCCACAAUUGCGCAGAAUAUCAGACCAAGCAGACAUGUCGGACAUGCAACAAGCAAGGGCACACUGAGCUUAAAUGCUCACUUAGGAAAGUGUAAAAAGUAUAUGGAAUUGCGCACGAUUCAAGCUCAAUAUAUGUGAAAUUUAAAUUUUGAAAUUCAUGAUAAAAUACACAAAGUAAUUAUGUAUAUGCUAAAUAAAAAAAAAGGUUUUAAAACUUUGAAAAACUUUCAGUUUACUUUAAACAUUUCCGUGUAUUCUAGUUAGCAUUUUAAGCAGAUGUAAGAUUAAUUGAUAUCUUAAAGUUAGCCUUCAUUUCUCUCGUAAAUGUAAUUUCUAUUCUAUCUUGUAUUUUGUUCUAAUUUUA
Messenger RNA from Glossina fuscipes, 1714 nucleotides. RefSeq names its product rRNA N6-adenosine-methyltransferase ZCCHC4-like. The transcript is spliced from 6 exons. The coding region runs from base 111 to 1445 and encodes 444 amino acids. Gene Ontology annotation, cellular component: nucleolus; cytoplasm. The record is from RefSeq and is a predicted model, not a curated record. NCBI's taxonomy places the organism in Eukaryota, Metazoa, Arthropoda, Insecta, Diptera, Glossinidae. Gene Ontology annotation, molecular function: rRNA (adenine-N6-)-methyltransferase activity. Gene Ontology annotation, biological process: rRNA methylation.